Messenger RNA from Drosophila kikkawai, 872 nucleotides. RefSeq names its product tombola (gene tomb). The record is from RefSeq and is a predicted model, not a curated record. Lineage: Eukaryota; Metazoa; Arthropoda; Insecta; Diptera; Drosophilidae.
UCUGCUUGAUUUUGACAGACUGUCAAAGAGAAUCAAAAAGCUAUCAGGACGUGAACUGUACAAGAAUUUUUUAUUAAAGAAAAAGCAUCCUAGAGACAUGUCUCAAACCCCGAAGAGAGCCUCUGCCAAGGGCAAGGGCCGCGCCCAACCGACAGCCAAAGGAUGCUGCUGCAAGCGUUCGCAGUGCAUCAAAAACUACUGCGAUUGCUAUCAGUCUAUGAUGGUUUGCACACAGUUCUGUCGCUGCGUCGGCUGCCGGAACACCGAGGAGCGAAUGGCCGUGGAGCCGCGCACCCCGUCCAGGAACUCCAAUGCCGUGAAGAGGGAUCGAGCGGCUGCCAUGAGUGCCAAGGCAGCGGCAGCGGCUGCCAAGGAGGGCAUCAAUAUACCAGUGCCGCCGGCUUCCAGCAAUUCCAUACCCAUUACCAUUAUGCCGGCCCAGCAACCGGCGGCCAUUGCACCUAUAAAUAUAAUUCGCAUGGCUCCGGAUGCCUUCAAUGUGGUACUUCAACAGGUGUCACCCCAGUUACCCAUAAUAGGGAUGAAAACCAUUGAGGUUCCAGCUGCUCCGGAUAUUGCCAAGGAUCUGCCGGUUGCUGAAGUGAAACCAACGGUAAUCGAGCCGCCGAACACAAAUUUCUAUGAAACCCACAACCUCUUUGAUCCGCAAAUCAAUGCUGCACACCUGGUAUGCUCCCUCAUUCAGGGUUCUGAUGCCGAGCAGCUGGGUUUAGAACAUGACCAGGUGGGCCGUCUGACCAUCAUAGAAUUUGAGAACUGCUACAAGGAGAUCUCUCAAAAAAUGUAUAAAUUGUAAUUUUAGAAAAGUCAUUUUAGUGAAUCGAAAGAAUAAAGAUAUUUACAAAGAUAAA